Molecule: messenger RNA, 5182 nt
Organism: Acipenser ruthenus (sterlet)
Lineage: Eukaryota; Metazoa; Chordata; Actinopteri; Acipenseriformes; Acipenseridae
Product: GTPase IMAP family member 7-like
Exons: 3
Coding region: 399-1508 (369 amino acids)
Molecular function (GO): GTP binding
Source: RefSeq, a predicted model, not a curated record
UAAACUUUAAUAAAACAAUGGCCUGCAAAUUGUAGAAAAGUGUCAACUCACUAUUUAGGCUGUCUGGAUCCCUGACUUCUGACUGAUCCCUCCUCGAUCGAAAAGAACAAACGCCCCUACCGGGUGCUAUUUAGGCUGUCUGGAUCCCUGACUUCUGACUGAUCCCUCCUCGAUCGAAAAGAACAAACGCCCCUACCGGGUGCUAUUUAGGCUGUCUGGAUCCCUGACUUCUGACUGAUCCCUCCUCGAUCGAAAAGAACAAACGCCCCUACCGGGUGCUAUUUAGGCUGUCUGGAUCCCUGACUUCUGACUGAUCCCACCUCGAUCGAAAAGAACAAACGCCACUACCGGGUGCUACAUAUACACGUACAUUAUUCAGUCGAUCGGAAGAUUCCAAAAUGAACAACUUGCCAUUUCCAGUAAUAGAUAUCGGGUAUUCAAAACCUAAUGUACAUAACACUGAGCUGAGGCUGGUGUUGCUUGGGAAGACCGGAGUUGGGAAGAGUGCUUCUGGAAACACCAUCCUGGGCAGAGAGGAGUUUGAAUCAAUAUCCAGCACCUCAUCAAUAACCGAGGAGUGUGAGAAGAAGACAGGGGUAGUCGCUGGCAGAAAGGUCUCUAUAAUCGACACCCCAGGCUUGUUUGACACAAAACUCUCUGCUGACGAAGUUAAAAAGAAGAUUUUGAAAUGUCUCGAUCUGGCUGUCCCGGGGCCCCACGCUUUCCUGCUAGUGCUCCAGGUGGGGCGCUUCACGGAGGAGGAGAGGAGAGCAAUGCUGCUCGUCCAGAGGAUCUUCGGAGAGAGGGUUAUAAGGUACACCGUGCUGCUCUUCACCCGUGGCGACGACCUGGAAGGCAGGACCCUGGAGGAGUACCUCCGUGGGGCCGACGAGGGUCUCAGAGGGCUGGUGGAGAGGUGCGGAGGAGGGGGUCAUGCCUUCAACAACAGGUUCAGAGGCAAUGGAGCUCAGGCGAAGGAGCUGCUGGAGAAAAUCGAGAGGAUGAUGGAACACAAUGCCUGCUACACCAACGAGAUGUAUCAACAGCAGCUGAAAGCACCCAAAACAAAAUGGGAGAAAAUGAAGUGUAUAUUAGCCGGAGCAGGAGCUGGUGCAUCAAGAGGGGCGUUGAGCGGUGCAUUGGCGGUAGCUGCGUUUUUAGAAUAUAAAGAGUUAGACAAGAUUUUAGUACUUAAUGUGGCUGCAGUAAAAGCAGAUCAAGCAGGUUUUUUAGAAAUCGUAAAGAAACCCAUAUUUGCAGUUGCUGUUUUCUUUUUUGCUUUGAAAAAAGGAGAGAGAAACAUCUUGAUGGGAGCAGGGGCAGGAGCAGUUAUAGGAGGGGUAGUAGGGGCAUAUUAUGGAGCUAGAGAAGAGAAGCCUGGAGAAGCAAUGAAUAAAAGUGAUAAAGAAGUCAUGGCUCUCGGAAUACCCGAUUUUCAAGAUAUAUGGAAAUUGGAAAACGCAUUUGAAAAAGCAAUGAAACCACCCAAUGCAGAUGAGCUUGACUAAAUGUUGUUUUUGGUUUUGUUUUUUUUUUAAUUUGGAAAUCGCCAAUUGUUUUUUACCCCCGUUUUCUCCCAAAAGUUUUUCAUCCUCACCUCUACCAGACAGACACAUUUUGUAUAUAUAGGCAUAAUUUAUUUUCUUUAUACAAUACAAUUAUACAAUUUGUUAAAAAAAAAAAGACCAUGCUCACUUUUACAUUUACAUGUAACCCUCACAGUUAUAUAUGCACAAAUCUAAACAGAAAAAAACAGGCCUGUGAAAAUGGCCUGGUCCUUAAAGGACUAAGAGAUCCAUGACAGUUUAGGAAGACAGCAGGCCGGUCCCUGGUAUCAAAAGGUUGAGAAACACUGCCCUAAAUUACUUAAUUGGACCAAUGGUCCACUUAAAUAUGCACGGGUGUAUGCACUGGGAAUCGAACCUGGGACCUCCCGCUCUGUAAUUUAGGUAUCUGGAAAUUGCAUGAAAUACCUUUUUCUAUGCCAGUGGGUAAACUGAUGGAGACCGAUUACCAAGUCAGUUAUUUCACCACAAGUCCUUCAAACCCAUGAAUACUACUUUUAGAACUUUGCAAGAAUCAAUUUUUAAAGAUGGCAAUAAAGAAGAAUUAUGAGGUCAUCAGUACCUCUAGCCCCAUGACAAACCACUUUCAUAUAUAGAUUCUACACAUUUUAUGGUUUUUGUUGUCUGAAUUUAUUUAUUUACACGUUUUAUGGUUUAUUUUGGUUUAAACUCAAACAAUGUUUGUACAUUUAUUAAACUGUGAAGGAAACAGAUAACCAAGUCAAUUAUCUUACCACAAGUCCUUCAAAUCCUCAUCUAUAAACCCACCAAAGGUCAGUUUGUUAACUCGUGUCCCACAUGGGGUUUCAGCCCUUCAAAGAUGGGGCCAUUUUUAAUACUUUCAUUCUGAAUCUAGUACAGUACCUGGUUUAGUUGGUAAAGCGCCUGAUCUUUUGUUUGAGCCGCCGUAGGACCUGUCUACAGUGUGUAUGAUCUGAAUCCUACUAUAAAUAGGAUGGGCAGCAGUGUGGAGUAGUGGUUAGGGCUCUGGACUCUUGACUGGAGGAUUGUGGGUUCAAUCUCCAGUGGGGGACACUGCUGUUGUACCCUUGAGCAAGGUACUUUACCUAGAUUGCUCCAGUCAAAAACCAACUGUAUAAAAUGGGUAAUUGUAUGUAAAAUAAUGUGAUAUCUGUAUAAUGUGAAAUAAUGUAUAAUGUGAUAUCUUCUAAUAAUUGUAAGUCGUCCUGGAUAAGGGUGUCUGCUAAGAAAAUAAAUAAUAACAAAUGUGCUAUAUUUGUACCUCAACUCAUUGAUGUUGACUUACUUUUUUUUCCCCCCUGGACACUUAUCACUCUUCCUUAAAUGCACUUUACUUGCUCUUAUCUGCCCCCUAUUUUACUGCAUUUAAUCCUGUACUUUAGAGUACUGUAAUCUGUCACAAGUGUUAUUUAAUCUGUAGUAUUUUGUAUUUAAUUAUAUCCUGAUGUAACUAUCACUAACACUGUUAUCUGCUCCGUUAUUGAAUCGUUUUGUCAUACUUGUACUUGCUAGAACCAAAGCCAUUGUAUUUAUCUUGCUCUUAAUUGUAUUAUUACUUGUACUGUGAUUCUUGAAAUGUAUUUUUGUUUACGACUGUAAGUCGCCCUGGAUAAGGGCAUCGGCUAAGAAAUAAAUAAUAAUAAUAAUAAUUAUUAUUAUUAUUUGUUUAUUUAGCAGAUGCCUUUAUCUAAGGCAACUUACAGAGACUAGGGUGUGUGAACUAUGCAUCAGCUGCAGAGUCACUUACAAUUACGUCUCACCCAAAAGAUGGAGCACAAGGAGGUUAAGUGACUUGCUCAGGGUCACACAAUGAGUCAGUGGCUAAGGUUGGAUUUGAACCGGGAACCUCCUGGUUACAAGCCCUUUUCUUUAACCACUGGACCACACAGCCUCUCAUAAUAAUACUUCUUCAACUUUUUAUGCUGUUAACUGUGAUUUACCAGCUUCCCAGCAUGACAACAUCAACCUGUAGAUUGAUUUCUUUCUUUCUUGCCUUCAGCACCCCUCCUCUUCCAGCAGUGUACUGACAGGCUGCUCAAUGAUUGCAUGAUGAUCUGCCGUGUCCCCAAAAAACAGAGCAUUUUAAUUCAUCUACCGACAUCUAUUGGUCAAACUGGGUAUUGAUAUAACUCCAAAAGCUAUUUCAGUAAUACAUCCUACUGCAUUAAUUUGUAUACUGGGCAAAACAACAGUUAAUGAUCAUUUAGAGCAGUGGUUCUCAACUCCGGUCCAGGGGAUCAACUGUGUCUCUGCUCUCAAUUACUUACUAUUUGCUUAGACUUUUUAAAUUGUUUAACUUGUUUUAAAUUAUUUAAACUUAAGUUGGAGAAUUCAAGUUCCUUUUUUACAAUUUUAUACGUAACUUGAAAUCUCCAACUCUUUAAAAUAUUUAAAAAGCUAAAAUCCGGUAUUCUUUAGUCAUAAAAGGCAGCUCACAUCAAGCGUAAAUACCGAUGUAACGUCAUUUUCCCUCCCUUGUGCACUGCGCGUGCCCAAAGCUUUUAUUCCCUUGCAUCUCGGGAGAGGUCAUCAAAUUCUACUGUUAAAUACUGGAAUUUGUUUCAUUCUAAUUAUUCAGUGAUCAUGGCUGCAAAGGUUUUAGUUAUUCGUGUUAAAACUGAAGGAGUUCAUUGAAUUACAGGGUGGAACUAGUAUAGGCGAGUCAGCGUUUUGUUAAAUGUAACAUCUGUCUUCCUAAAUAUAACAGAGACAAUACCAUACCUUCCCCCACAAAUCAGCUUGUGAUCUAUGGUUCCCUUGGGACACGAGUAAAUGUUCUACUGCACGAUCAAGACAACAGGUCGUUAUCUUGUACGUACACAAAACAAGUCUGCUUCUUUGAUCACCAUGUUGUCUGUGCACUGGUCAUUACCUUGUCUGUGCACUGGUCAUUACCUUGUCUGUGCACUGGUCAUUACCUUGUCUGUGCACUGGUCAUUAUCUUGUCUGUGCACUGGUCAUUACCUUGUCUGUACACUGGUCAUUACCUUGUCUGUACACUGGUCAUUACCUUGUCUGUGCACUGGUCAUUACCUUGUCUGUGUACUGGUCAUUACCUUGUCUGUACACUGGUCAUUACCUUGUCUGUGCACUGGUCAUUACCUUGUCUGUACACUGGUCAUUACCUUGUCUGUGCACUGGUCAUUACCUUGUCUGUGUACUGGUCAUUACCUUGUCUGUACACUGGUCAUUACCUUGUCUGUGCACUGGUCAUUACCUUGUCUGUGCACUGGUCAUUACCUUGUCUGUGCACUGGUCAUUACCUUGUCUGUACACUGGUCAUUGCCUUGUCUGUGCACUGGUCAUUACCUUGUCUGUGCACUGGUCAUUAUCUUGUCUGUGCACUGGUAUAAAAGGUUGUUACUUGUGAUUACGUGUCACAGAACUAACUGUAGACCGCCUGCUUUACUUCUCUCCAGAAUUCUGCUUAAUAAAACUGUAUUGCUUCUCAUCGGCUCUCAGAGAAUCUUUAUUUAAAAUUUGGUCCCUACAAUUUGGCGUUGUCGGCAGGAUACUGUGCUGCUGUCUGAGAUGUUUCUGGUGUUUGCGGUGUGCAUUGGCAGAGUGAUACAGGGGUGAGUAAUAGCGAUUCUAUUACUAAAAAAAAGCGUCUUUUGGCAGUGUCACAGUAUCAG